Molecule: messenger RNA, 5092 nt
Organism: Myotis brandtii (Brandt's bat)
Lineage: Eukaryota; Metazoa; Chordata; Mammalia; Chiroptera; Vespertilionidae
Gene: RORB
Product: RAR-related orphan receptor B
Exons: 10
Coding region: 661-2040 (459 amino acids)
Biological process (GO): regulation of transcription by RNA polymerase II
Cellular component (GO): nucleus
Molecular function (GO): nuclear receptor activity; RNA polymerase II cis-regulatory region sequence-specific DNA binding; zinc ion binding
Source: RefSeq, a predicted model, not a curated record
UCUCUUUCCAUCUCUCUCCUCUCUCUUUCUCUCUCGCUCCCUUCCUCCCUCUAACCGAACAGUGAAAAUUCACAUUGUGGAUCCGCUAACAGGCACAGAUGUCAUGUGAAAACGCACAUGCUCUGCCAUCCACACCUCCUUCCUUUUCUUUCUGUUUCCUCUUUUUUUCUGCCCCUUGAUUCUUCUCCCUCUUCUUUGUAACUAACAAAACCACCACCAACUCCUCCUCCUGCCGCUGCCCUUCCUCCUCCUCCUCAGUCCAAGUGAUCACAAAAGAAAUCUUCUGAGCCGGAGGCGGUGGCAUUUUUUUUUUUUAAAGCAAGCACAUUGGAGAGAAAGAAAAAAAGAAAAACAAAAGCAAAACAAAACCCAGGCACCAGCCAGGCAGCACAUUUUUUUUUUCACCUUUCCUGAAAACAAACAAACAACCAAACAACCAUCAAAACAGUCACCACCACCAUCAUCAAAACUGUUAACCAAGCAGCGGCGGCGGCGGCAAACGUCACCCUCCGGCCACGGCGUCCGCCUAAAUGGUGUUCUCAGCGGAGCAGCUCUUCGCCGACCACCGUCUCCACUCGUGCUGAGCGGGAUUUUGGGGCUCUCCAGGGUUCGGGCUGGGAGCAGCUUCAUGACUACGCGGAGCGGGAGAGCGGCCACACCAUGCGAGCACAAAUUGAAGUGAUACCAUGCAAAAUUUGUGGCGAUAAGUCCUCCGGGAUCCACUACGGAGUCAUCACGUGUGAAGGCUGCAAGGGAUUCUUUAGGAGGAGCCAGCAGAACAAUGCCUCUUACUCCUGCCCAAGGCAGAGAAACUGUUUAAUUGACAGAACCAACAGAAACCGUUGCCAACACUGCCGACUGCAGAAGUGUCUUGCCCUAGGAAUGUCAAGAGAUGCUGUGAAGUUUGGGAGGAUGUCCAAGAAGCAGAGGGACAGCCUGUAUGCCGAGGUGCAGAAGCACCAGCAGCGGCUGCAGGAGCAGCGGCAGCAGCAGAGCGGGGAGGCGGAAGCCCUCGCCAGGGUGUAUGGCAGCAGCAUCAGCAACAGCCUCAGCAACCUGAACAAUGAGGCCAGCGGCACUUAUGCUAAUGGACAUGUCAUUGACCUGCCCAAAUCCGAGGGUUAUUACAACGUGGAUUCCGGCCAGCCGUCCCCUGAUCAGUCAGGACUUGACAUGACUGGGAUCAAACAGAUAAAGCAAGAACCCAUCUAUGACCUCACAUCCGUAUCCAACUUGUUUACCUAUAGCUCUUUCAACAAUGGGCAGCUAGCACCAGGGAUAACAAUGACUGAAAUCGAUCGAAUCGCACAGAACAUCAUUAAGUCCCACUUGGAGACAUGUCAAUACACCAUGGAGGAGCUACACCAGCUGGCGUGGCAGACCCACACCUAUGAAGAAAUUAAAGCGUAUCAAAGCAAGUCCAGGGAAGCACUAUGGCAGCAAUGUGCCAUCCAGAUCACUCACGCCAUCCAGUACGUGGUAGAGUUUGCAAAGCGGAUAACAGGCUUCAUGGAACUCUGUCAAAACGAUCAGAUUCUACUUCUGAAGUCAGGUUGCUUAGAAGUGGUUUUAGUGAGAAUGUGCCGUGCCUUCAACCCAUUAAACAACACUGUUCUGUUUGAAGGAAAAUAUGGAGGAAUGCAAAUGUUCAAAGCCUUAGGUUCUGAUGACCUAGUGAAUGAAGCAUUUGACUUUGCAAAGAAUCUGUGCUCCUUGCAGCUGACUGAGGAGGAGAUUGCUUUGUUCUCAUCUGCUGUUCUGAUAUCUCCAGACCGAGCCUGGCUGAUAGAACCAAGGAAGGUCCAGAAGCUUCAGGAAAAGAUUUAUUUUGCACUUCAACAUGUGAUUCAGAAGAACCACCUGGAUGAUGAGACCUUGGCAAAGUUAAUAGCCAAGAUACCGACCAUCACGGCGGUUUGCAACUUGCACGGGGAGAAGCUGCAGGUAUUUAAGCAAUCGCAUCCAGACAUAGUGAAUACACUCUUUCCUCCGUUAUACAAGGAGCUCUUUAAUCCUGACUGUGCCACCGUCUGCAAAUGAAGGCAGCGACAGAACUGUCUCAUAGUCCUGGAAUGCAUCACCAUUAACACAAAAGCAAUGUGUUCAUGAAGACUUAAGGAAAAUGUCACUACUGCAACAUUAGGAAUGUCCUGCACUUAAUAGAAUUAUUUUUCACCGCUACAGAUUGAAGAAUGUAAAUAUGCACCUGAGUGGGGCUCUUUUAUUUGUUUGUUUGUUUUUGAAAUGACCAUAAAUAUACAAAUAUAGGACACUGGGUAUUAUCUUUUUUUUGUAAUUUUAUUCGGGUAUGUUUUGGGAGACAAUUGUUUAUAGAAUUUUAUUGUAGAUAUAUACGAGAACAGAGCGGUACUUUACAUGAUUACUUUUCCUGUUGAUUGUUCAAAUAUAAUUUAAGAAAAUUCCACUGAAUAGGUUUACCUAUUUCUAUGUUUUUAGAUAGUUGAUGCAUGUGUAAAUUUGUAGCUGUCUUGGAAGGCAUUGUGCAUAUAUGUAAUAAGUAUAUAAUAUCUGAGAAUAUUAUAUAUGACAAUUACUUAUACAUGCACAUGCACUGUGGCUUAAAAUAUCAUACCUACUAUCAAAGGAGGUUCAGUCAGGCUCUCUUAUAUUAUUUACCUUCUGUGUUAUAUGUUACCUUUAUGUUAGACAAUCAGGAUUUUGUUUUCCCAACCAGAGUGUUCAUCCACAGUCAAUGGCAAGAUGGUACCAAUUCAGAAAUAAGUCUGCAAAGGAAGAAUUAUAAUGCAUGGCCUCUGUAUAAAAACUCUGCUUCUAUCAAUGACAUCAAAGCCUUGUCAAGAUGGUACAUAUUGGAGGGGAAAUACAAGUAUUUGGAGCCAUUUUCCUGUUUUAAGAAUUAGGCUACAGGUAAUAUUGUGGAGUCCAGGACUUUUUUGACCAAACCAUAGAUUUUCACCAGGACACACAAAACACUUCUUUUCUUUGGAUUUCGGGUUAUGAAAGAAACUUGAUUUUGGUGCUUACUGUGUCUUCAACAGAGAACUACAAUCUGUAGAUUAAAAUCACCAGCAAUUUUUUUCUAAUAAAAUUGGAGUAAAUCAGAAGCUAGGGUCCCAAUGCCAUUUCAUAUAAAGAUUUUCUCUCUAAAAAAAAAAAUAUUUUUUUGGCAAAGAAGAAGUAGAAAGAAAAUAUACAAAGUAAAGAAGUAGUUCUUUAUAUCCAUUUUCUUUAAUAAAGUUUGUUAGAAAAAGCAGAAACAACGGGAAGGCAGGAUUUUAUAUGUCCUUUAAUCAGGAGCCUCUAGUUUUUUCCAGUUCCAAAACCCUGCAUUAUAAAAAUAUAGCAAAAACUUGACAGUUGGAAAAAAAUAUCUGAGUUAUUAUAAAAAAGAAAUACACCCCAAAGCCAAACUCUUUCCCAUGCAGUUUGAAAUUACAUUUUCCAUCUAGCCUGAGAUUAUUUUCUUAGCAUCUUUUAAAAGUACAGAUCACAGGAGGUGAAAUAAGGAUUAGAGAGUUUAGGCUUCCUAGUACAAAUUCUCACUUCUGCACCUGCUCUUCAAUCAAACUGAUCACCAGGAAAAAAACAUAAAUUCUAUGGAGUUUGUUCUACCUGUGGUCUGAGGCCUAUGCCUUUGGACUUAUUUCAUCCAAAAUAGGGUUUUUAAAAAGGAAGGGAGAGGAGAGCUUUAUGUAUAAAACAAUGAAAAUUAUGAUCUCCUCUAAGUAUAGCCCAGCCCCUUUUUCCUUUCAAACACACACAUAUGCACACACACACACACCUGCUUUAUAAAGUUUCCAUCAGUGGAAACUUUGAGUUCUUGGUUCAUCUCUUAUGCUUUCCUGAGUUACAUGGUUGAGAGCCAUCUCCACGCUGCCACAGAACUCCUCACUGAUGAUCAAACAGAAAUGCAGUCUUUCCUUUUAGAAAACACAGUCUUUUUCCACCUCAUGAUUGAUGAAUUCCAAACCAAUGGGGAAAAACAAAAAGGCUUUAAAAUAAUGAAUCUCUUUCUCAACUACUGUUAUAUUCAAUUAAUUUAACUACAUUGGACCAAAUUAACUUCAGUGUCUAAGAAGACAGCUGUAGACUGCUUAUUAUGCUGCUACAGGGACUCAAUUCUUUUUGGUGUAAAUGUCACUCCUGCUAGCUCUUUGUAUAAAGAAUUAAUUCCAAGAGUCAUAUUUCCUUCUAAUGGAAAGAUUACUUUACUGAUUGCUAGGAAAACAGGGUAAUGGAAGGCACUCAAUUAAACCAAGCCGUUUCCAAAUGCAAUGUAUGUUUUAUGAUUGGCUUGUGAUAGGCGACAUUUAAUGUGUCUACUUGGUGUUUCCCUUUGAGCUUUGAACUUAUGUCAAAGUUUGUUUUCAUUGUUCUGUUGGCCUAGUGUUUUCCAUUGUCGGCCUGUAAUUCCUGCUCAGUUGCAAAGGGGAUGGUUUGUUUCCUCCACUUUACCUUGGAGGAUUUAAAUUGGCCCGAUGGAUGAAGUGGCUGAGAAUUUUUUCCUCCCGUGUCCCAUGGGUGAUGUAGGAAAAAGAUUGCUCCCCACAUUUGCCUCAGGAGGUACUGGAUUUGAAUUUGUGUCGUUUCCACUAGUGCAGGCAUUUAAUUGGGACAGCAUGAACCUUUUGAAGCGAGGGGAUAGGAAACAGCUAGAGACUGAACCGAAACAGAGCAGUGGAAACCAGUGCGCGCUCAGCCCACUUCAGUUGAGAAAAGAGAUUUCCGUUCUUCGCCACGGUUGCCAAAUCAGUCCCUUAAAAGAGAACCAAGACAUACUUUCAAUGGUAACAAAGCACUUUUACAAGCUGCCCUUUAAACAUCUGCUGUGACUCCCUCUCGAGGUAUUUUGAAGGUUGGGUAAGAACAACUUCCUUUACCACACGCGAUCCUCGUCCCUUCCCCACGAACACUCACAAAUGUUCACAACACAUUCAUGGCAAAGUGUGCACUGGAAAAAAUUACCCAUGAGCCCUACUUUUCACUCCAUGCUUCGUAAAUGACAAUCACUGCUUGAUGCAGAUGUUGCACUGUAUCCACUCAGGGAUGUUUUAUUUCAAAAAUAAAAUAAAAAGGUACAUCCAGAAGGAGGGGGAGGGGAAAAAAAACA